This is a messenger RNA of Ailuropoda melanoleuca (giant panda), 6479 nucleotides long. RefSeq names its product Sp1 transcription factor (gene SP1). The coding region runs from base 628 to 2964 and encodes 778 amino acids. The transcript has 5 exons. Lineage: Eukaryota; Metazoa; Chordata; Mammalia; Carnivora; Ursidae. The record is from RefSeq and is a predicted model, not a curated record. Gene Ontology annotation, biological process: regulation of transcription by RNA polymerase II. Gene Ontology annotation, molecular function: RNA polymerase II cis-regulatory region sequence-specific DNA binding; DNA-binding transcription factor activity, RNA polymerase II-specific.
CCGCCCUUUCCCUCUAGGGCCCGCCCUCUGUCCGCCCCGAAACCUCCAGAUUCCUAACCCCUGGACCCCUUUAGCCCCUUAGCAGUAUUCACAAAUGUUUUCCCACUCACGCUUUUUAUUUGUUCUUUUCCUUUUGCUCCUCUUCUCCUCUUGGUGCUUUUUACACUUGAAUUUUUCUCUUUCUCCAUAUCCUUUGACCCUAAUUUUAGCAAGCUUUCCAUCCACCCGCAUGUUGUUUUUUGCCUUACCUAUCCUUCUCCUUUUUUUCCCCAGGAUACUUUUUUGUAUUUUGAAACUCUUUGAACAUGUCCACCGCACCUCACAUUUCCUAUGCGAAAAGUACAUUUUUAAUGUUUUCUGGGUUUAAUUUUGUGCAAGGGAGAAUUGAGGCCCAGUUUUAGCGCUACUAAGCCUAGUUUGUGUUGUGUCCUACAAUUGCCCUUUCUCCAAUCCCUUGUUUUUUGGUUUUUGGUUUUUUUGUUUUUUUUUUUACACUAGUGCCUUUCAUCUUACUGUUAAUUAUUUCUUUUUCAUCAUAGUGUCCUUUACUCCUCCUCACUUUACUCUUUUCCUCCCCCCAACUUUAAGUUGUUUAUCUUUUAAUUCUUUUCAGACCAAGAUCACUCCAUGGAUGAAAUGACAGCCGUGGUGAAGAUUGAAAAAGGAGUUGGUGGCAAUAAUGGGGGCAAUGGUAAUGGUGGUGGUGCCUUUUCUCAGGCUCGAAGCAGCAGCACAGGCAGUAGCAGCAGUGGAGGAGGAGGGCAGGAGUCCCAGCCAUCCCCUCUGGCUCUGCUGGCAGCAACUUGCAGCAGAAUUGAGUCACCCAAUGAAAACAGCAACAACUCCCAGGGCCCAAGCCAGUCAGGGGGCACAGGUGAGCUUGACCUCACAGCCACACAGCUCUCACAGGGUGCCAAUGGCUGGCAGAUCAUCUCUUCCUCCUCUGGGGCUACCCCUACCUCAAAGGAACAGAGUGGCAGCAGUACCAAUGGCAGCAAUGGCAGUGAGUCUUCCAAGAAUCGCACGGUCUCUGGUGGGCAGUAUGUUGUGGCUGCCACCUCCAACUUACAGAACCAGCAAGUUCUGACAGGAUUACCUGGAGUGAUGCCUAAUAUUCAGUAUCAGGUAAUCCCACAGUUCCAGACCGUUGAUGGGCAACAACUGCAGUUCGCAGCCACCGGGGCACAAGUGCAGCAGGAUGGUUCUGGUCAGAUACAGAUCAUACCAGGUGCAAACCAACAGAUCAUAACAAAUCGAGGAAGUGGAGGCAACAUCAUUGCUGCUAUGCCAAACCUACUCCAGCAGGCUGUCCCCCUCCAAGGCCUGGCUAAUAACGUACUCUCAGGACAGACUCAGUAUGUGACCAAUGUACCGGUGGCCCUGAAUGGGAAUAUCACCUUGCUACCUGUCAACAGCGUUUCUGCAGCUACCUUGACUCCUAGCUCUCAGGCAGUCACUAUCAGCAGCUCUGGGUCCCAGGAGAGUGGCUCACAGCCCGCCACCUCGGGGACUGCCAUCAGUUCUGCCAGUUUGGUAUCCUCACAAGCCAGUUCCAGCUCCUUUUUCACCAAUGCCAAUAGUUACUCAACAACUACAACCACCAGCAACAUGGGAAUUAUGAACUUUACCACCAGCGGAUCAGCAGGGACCAACUCUCAAGGGCAGACAGUCCAGAGGGUCAGUGGGCUACAGGGGUCUGAUGCUCUAAACAUCCAGCAGAACCAGACAUCUGGUGGCUCUCUGCAAGCAAGUCAGCAAAAAGAGGGAGAGCAAAACCAGCAGACACAGCAACAGCAACAAAUUCUUAUCCAGCCUCAGCUAGUACAAGGGGGACAGGCUCUGCAGGCCCUUCAGGCAGCACCAUUGUCAGGGCAGACCUUUACAACCCAAGCUAUCUCCCAGGAAACCCUCCAGAAUCUCCAGCUUCAGGCUGUUCCAAAUUCUGGCCCCAUCAUCAUCCGGACACCAACAGUGGGGCCCAAUGGACAGGUCAGUUGGCAGACUCUUCAGCUGCAGAAUCUCCAAGUUCAGAACCCACAGGCCCAGACAAUCACCUUGGCCCCAAUGCAGGGUGUUUCCUUGGGGCAGACCAGCAGCAGCAAUACCACCCUUACGCCCAUUGCCUCAGCUGCCUCCAUCCCUACCGGCACAGUCACUGUGAAUGCUGCUCAGCUCUCCUCCAUGCCUGGCCUCCAGACCAUUAACCUCAGUGCUUUGGGUGCUUCAGGAAUCCAGGUGCACCAGCUUCCAAGCCUGCCCUUGGCUAUAGCAAAUGCCCCAGGUGAUCAUGGAGCUCAGCUUGGCCUCCAUGGAGCUGGUGGUGAUGGAAUACAUGAUGACACAGCAGGUGGAGAAGAAGGGGAAAACAGCCCAGAUCCCCAGCCCCAAGCUGGUCGGAGGACCCGGCGGGAAGCAUGCACCUGCCCCUACUGUAAAGACAGUGAAGGAAGGGGUUCUGGGGAUCCUGGCAAAAAGAAACAGCACAUUUGUCACAUCCAAGGCUGUGGCAAAGUAUAUGGCAAGACCUCACACCUACGGGCACACUUGCGCUGGCAUACAGGCGAGAGGCCAUUCAUGUGCACCUGGUCAUACUGUGGGAAACGCUUUACACGUUCGGAUGAGCUACAGAGACACAAACGCACGCAUACAGGUGAGAAGAAAUUUGCCUGUCCUGAGUGUCCCAAGCGCUUCAUGAGGAGUGACCACCUGUCAAAGCAUAUCAAGACCCACCAGAAUAAGAAGGGAGGCCCAGGUGUAUCCCUGAGUGUGGGCACUUUGCCCCUGGACAGUGGGGCAGGUUCAGAAGGCAGCGGCACUGCCACCCCUUCAGCUCUUAUUACCACCAAUAUGGUAGCCAUGGAGGCCAUCUGUCCAGAGGGUAUUGCCCGUCUUGCCAACAGUGGCAUCAACGUCAUGCAGGUGGCGGAUCUGCAGUCCAUUAAUAUCAGUGGCAAUGGCUUCUGAGAUCAGGCACCCAGGGCCAGAGACAUGUGGGUUAUACCCGUCAACCCUGGGAUGCAAGGUAGCAUGGGUCCAAGAGACAUGUGGGAGAGAGAGCCAUGAGGCAUUAAAAUGCAUGGUGGUGGGAAAAAUUGGGGGAGGGAUACAAGAGAAGAGAUGGGGUCUUGGCACCCACCUAUAUCAUCAGUACCUCCUUGAAGUGGGAAACAUUAGUGAAAAUUCUGUUUGUGCCACCCUUUGAUGAGCAUUUGUUUGACCCCAGACAGUUUCUUACACUUCUUAACCCCCCAGCCUCCCCUUCCUGCAUUGCCCUUCUCAGCUCCCCCAUGAUGGAUCCCCCCCUUUCCUAAAGCCAUCAUGCCUUGAUAAAUAUAUAUGAUCAUUGAAAUACUUUUUAACAAAAAAAAAAACAGAUUCUAUAUUCUAUAUAUAUAUAUAGAUAUAUAUAUAUAUAUAAAAGAUAUAUAGAGAUGCAUUUGCAGGGGUUGGCUGGGAGGAGGAAGGAGACCAUUCUGUGACCAAAAUACCUUGGUCAUUUUUUUAUAUUGCCUUAUUUCCCUAUGGCUGAGCCUUGUUGUGACACAUCAAGCUUUUCUAUAGAUGUUGUCUUGGCUUCCCACCAGAUUAAGCAUUCAUAUGCUCUGCUUUUAGUUUAUAUAUACACACAUAAUGUUUUUCCUUUCUUAAUUUUGUCUUUUUAUUUGGGAUCAGCUUCUUGCACUCUUCUUGACUCAACCUUUCUGUCUCCCUUUCUCUCACCUGAUCACUUCAUGUUUUGGUUUUGGUAAUGAUCCCUGGAUGAGGCACUUCUGUGAAUCUUUUAAGGUCCUUGGUCCCAGCAGCAGAAUGGAGAGCCUUGAAGCCCAGGCUGAUGCUUGAGGUAGCUGUGGAGAGAGUGUUCAAAAUACUACUGACGCAGGCACCCUCUUGGCGCUGGAGAGUCCAAGGCACCUCUCCUCGGUGGCUGCUCUAAGCAUCAAAAGUCAGCAGUCUUUCUGUGGAAUGUACAAGAGACCCUUUAAAGGUUGUAAUCUGGAAUCAGUUUGUAUAAACUGUCAAAAAGUGGUCAAGUAACAGGUAGGGGCUUUUAGUAGGAACAUGGUGUGCCCAGAAGCAGAAGUGACUCAGAGCAGUCCAGUUCAGGAGUUAGUGGAGUGCUCGGACUUCUGUACAGCUGUCUUCCAAAGUAGCUCUAAGCUUUGGCGUAUGAGUUUCUGAGAUCACGUUCUGAAAGGAAAUGCACUUCCUCUUUUGAAGAUCCCCAGUAGUUUCUUUCUCAUGUUAUUAAGGAGCAUCAGCCAGUGAUUCUGUUCCGGGUUUCCAUUCUGCAGAACUCCAGAGCAUGUGCUAGUGGCAAGGCAGUGGUUCUUUGAUCCUUUCCCUUAACUCUUCCUUGGGUGGUUCCUAAGGGAAAAGGAAGCACACGAUCAUGGGAAUGAUAGCCCAGAACAAAAAGAAAUCUUGUCUUACCACUGUGGUUUAUAGGAGAGAUCGGGAGACACCAUCCUGCUUUCUCCAUGGCCUGAUAACUGAAGAGACUGAUCCAAAAAUUAUAGCGGCAGGGAACUCUUAGUGCAUUUGGCACUGAGAUUUAAAUGCAACCAGAGUUGUCCUCAAGGCCCAGCCAUUAAAACAUUGUCUCUCUUGACCUUCUGGUAUCUUGUCAGAGAGCUUUUCACUGUGAGGAAGUGUGGAAAUGGCUGUGUGUAUGUGUGUAAUCUGUUAGGUUGGGGAUAGGUUUUCUGUUAGCCUAUACUACAAGAGACCUGCAAUAAAAAAUUGCCCUGAUCUGAUAGAAAAUGAAGUGUUUGUGUAUGACUGUGUAUGAAUGUGUGUUUGUGCCUGUAUAUAUCUACACACAGAUGAGAAAUUAUAUUUGAAAUUGUUGGAAAAUAAAUCAAAUUCAGCUCAAAAAUGCCUUUCAGGCCCAUUACCUAGAAAUCUAUCUUAAAACCUGGGUAUGUUCCUGAGGUCAUUUCUUUGCUUAUGCUAAAUUAGUUACAAUUAAUGAUGGGGGAUAUUAGACUGCACUUUUGAAGAAAAAACUAUUUUUGUGUUUGAAAUUGAAACCAACAUCCAGAUCUAUGGCAGAGUCCUAGUUUCUUUCAUAAAUCUUUUUAUCUUGACUACAAAUAGAUGAUGAUGCUAUGAUUCUACUAUAUAUUUUAUAUCAAAUCUAUCCAUAUUAGGGUCUGGGUAAUCUUGUGUCGUUGUUUAACCUGAAAUACAAUAACUGUUGAUGUUCUAAACAGUAGUUCGCUCCAUUUGGUCCUUUCUCUGCAGACUUAAUACACUCAGGAACUAUUGCGAGGAACUUUCCCCAGAUCAAAUUCUGUUAAUACUGAAGUAAAAGUCAUUCAUGCCCGGCCACUUACCACACACACUUUAUUCCCACUGAAAGGCAGAACUCAGAACCUGUUAUUUUAUGUCUGUAAUCAUGUACAUAGGCAUCUUUUGGAGGAAAGGGGCAGGAUAACUCACCAGAGUGUGCAGUAUUUUGCUAGAGCAUUUCAAGGAAUGGAAUCUUCCCCAGUAUGAAAUUAUUUGAUAUAAACUAGCUUAAUGAUGCUGAGGACUACAAGUGUUUAGAAGGUUAUUUGAUGAUUUUCUCCGGGAUAGAAUGCUGGUUUACCCUCAACCCCCUUCAUGAGCAUUGCUAUAAGUGAAUUCACAGUCCAUUCUUUCCACUUACCCUCUUUCCUUAUUGCCAAGGAAGCUCCAGAUCCAGUAUCUCGUUUGGCCCCCAGACUGAAGCAGCUUCUGCUCUUGUCUCCAGCAGCAGUGAGCCGCUCAGUCUUUUCCACAGGGAGUUAGGAGCUAACAGUCCUUGAGUCAUGAGCUUAUUGCUGAAAAUCCCUUUCCCUGAACAUUUUGGCCAGCAGAAAUUAAUGUAACUGACAGGCGUAUUGAUUCUAAAAUUUUUUUUAUGAGUUGCUUUUUUAUUUAAAUUUUUUAAAUGACCAAACCUGUAGGGCAGGGAAUGUCCAGAGGAGUGGUAAUAUUAAAGCACUCAUUCCCUUGUCCUUUUAGGUUGCCCAUUCACAUUCAUCUGUGUACCAUUUGACUGUCUCACUUUUAACCCAGAGCAGUAACAACCCACACCAUCUUCCUUCAGGGACCUCCUAGCUGGCACCCUGUUCGUGGGUGCUACGCAGAAUGCAAUUUAAUGGAUAUUUCUCAGCCUGAUUCAGAAUAAAUAGAACCCUUGAUCCCAGAAAGUAUAGACUGAAGUGUGGGGUAAAGAUUAUGAUUGGGGGAGGGUUAGAGACAAAAGCUGUAAAUUACUAUGGCUGAUUGAUUUAUUUCUACUAUAUACAUAUAUAUAUAUAUAUUUUUUUUGCUUUUGUAUAUCCUAUAUAGGAAACUAAGCAUUGUAUUUUUUUAACAAAUCUGAGAAAGCACUAUGAACUGCAGAUGUUUGACUUUCAGAAUAUAUUUUGUAUUGUUAAUAUCUUCACAUUGUGUGAAUACUGGAAGCUGCAGGUCUUUGCUAGGACGCAAUAAAUUUAUAUACUUUU